Drosophila erecta is the source of this 307-nucleotide messenger RNA. RefSeq lists its product as uncharacterized. The transcript has a single exon. The coding region runs from base 1 to 180 and encodes 59 amino acids. The record is from RefSeq and is a predicted model, not a curated record. Lineage: Eukaryota; Metazoa; Arthropoda; Insecta; Diptera; Drosophilidae.
AUGGCUGACAUCCAAAUUCACCUGUUCUACUUUAUCUGCGGACCGGUCUUCAUAUGGAUGGUAUUCAUGUACUUCUACUACUGCUAUCUGAAUGUCCGCGAGUGUCGUAGAUCCCGGGGGCGCGAGGCCACGCCUUCCCUGCUUGACGAUAUCUGUGUGGAACCACUGGAAGUCUAUUGACAAAGUUAAGUUAAGUCCAUGUGAGUCACAGCACUGCGAGAAACAUAUCAAGAAACAGUGACAAGCGGCAUUUCAAUUUAACUUUUGGUUAUCAAAAUCUGCUUAGCAACUCUUGGUAUGUUGUAGU